GUGUGGGAGGAGAUAAAUAACGUGAUUAAAUGCGGUACUACUGUGUUUACUAGCAAUGCAUUACUACCACAACAUGCCCUUAACAACCAAACAAAACAACAGCGUGAAUACUACUAACACCGUUUAGAACCCAUGUAACUUAAAAAUGGUUGCCGCUAUGACAGAAACUGAUAUUGACCAAUUUAUUCGAGAACAGAAAAAUAAACUGCAGAAGGAAAGAAGUAGUUUUGAGUUACUCCAAAACGGACAAAUUUUGACUGAUUCUUCUAAUAUUCCUGGAGAUCCAGUUUCCUAUGUGACCCCCCGACAAAAUGGUGCUGCUACCAGACAGAAUGAGCUCCUUAUAUCUAAGGAGAAUGAAAUGACAAUUCCACAACUGGAAUCCCCUGCAAGGAAGAACUUCUCUCGGCAGGAAUUGAACAUUGAACGCUUGGAACGACAGCUAAAUGAGCUGAGGGCCAUGUCAGUGUCUGCAGGAGAGAAGUUGAACAGUCAAAGACAGACAACACAACAGCCUGAGCCACCACCAAAACCAGUGACCAAGAACACCACAGAAUCUGUGGAUUUUUUUUCCAAGUUUGGUGAAUAUGACAAAAAAAAGAAGAAGCUGAGAGCAGAACUAGAGAACGAUUACCAAAAGCAUUUGGCUGGGGCGAACCUGCGACGAUAUGGUAACCCUAAAGGACCGGUAGACAAUACAGCUUCACACCCAGGCAUUGGAAGCAGUCUCUCACUGGAUGUCUUUGGUGUAGAAAAGCCCCCGUUGCGUAAUCGCUUGAAAGCUAUUGAGAACACGGAAAGUUCAGAGCCCAGUAAACAUAUCAAAUGGGUAAAUGGACCCCAUGAAAGGAGUAGAGAUGAGCCGAGUACUAGCAGGCAAUACCAACCAACACUCAAUGAAGAAAUAGAGUCUCGUCUUCGAAGAAACCAAUCACCAUUACUUGCAGUAUCUAAUAAUUUACUUGAUGAUCCUCUUUGGGACGAACUACGAGAGGUUCCACAUCCUUUAGACUCCAAAAUUUCCCCUCUCCCUCAAAGCCAUCCACUGCCAACUCUGCCAGCUACCAAUAUAUCAGAAAUCUUUGCAGCAAACAAGGGAACUGAACAAUUUCAACACAAAAGUCCUAUAAACUCAGGAACUCCCACCAGAAGUCGAUAUCCUCCAAGAAAGACUGAAGAUACCUAUGCUACUCUACCAUUGGGUACGGAAAGAAAGAGCGCUAGACAACGACAAAAGCAGAGCUAUCGGGAGGAACUUCAAAGACAAAUUGAUGAAAAGAAUGCUGCUAAAUUGGAAGAGAAACAAUUGUCGAAGAAAAUCUAUGAACCGUUGCUGCCAUUUGGUCAGGCUAAAAAGGAAACUCAAUCUGCGACAAAAGACAUUCUCCAAGAUUAUAGAAGCCCUCUACUUGACUCUCAACAUCCUCAAUUAUCUGGGAGACUUACAGGGAAUGACAACCAACAGCUUAUGAGCAGAAGUAUCAGCACCCUGCCUCUAAACAAUCACGUACCACCUCUCCCUCCCAGUUUGCUCUAUGAACCGUCUGGUCUGUUACAAGAUGGUGGUAGCAGUUCCAUUGAUGAUGCAUAUCGUUUUUAUGGCAUUAAAGACCAUUUUGAUAACUCUGUGACAACAGGUUUUGAACCUUCCUUCCUUGGUAACAGAACUGAAGAACUAGAAACUAAAGCACAGCCAAAAAAGAACUUUUCAAAUGUGACAAACUCCAAAGAAAACUUCGGUACCAGACCUGGGGCUUUGGUAUUUGGUGAAUCAGAUAACAAUAAGAACAGCUCAAGGACGAAAGAGCAAGUUUAUUUAAAAGCACUGGAGAGGCAGAUUGAAGAGAAAAAAGCUCUAAAGCUGAAAGAAAAGCGAGAUCAAGAGAAUUAUGAGAAAACGCUGGAAGAAGAAAGUCGAAAUUACAAUCCAUUUGGUCGGGGAGGUGGUGGUGCUCCCUUAAAAGAUUCUAGUGGAAAUGUUCUUGCCAAUCUUCGCCAGAUUAAAAGAGACUUGAUGAAUGAAGAUCCAACUGCAAGGAUUAGCCAAAUUACUUCAGCCCCCUUGCAGGAGGUGUCUAAUUUUGGUCUACCUUCUAAUGAAGUUACUGCAGGUCCUCUUUCAAAUUUGAACAACCCACUCAUGGAAACUUCCCAUGCUAGAGGAGGUCAUGGUAUAUUUGGACAGCCUAAAACUGACGCCCAGAAGUCUGCUAUGGACCAGUAUCGUGAUGAACUACAAAAGCAGAUUAUGGAGAAAAGAAACAGAAAACUGGCUGAGUUGGAACUUCAGAAACAAGAGGAAGAUAAGGUUAACAAACGUUUGGAAGAUGAUCGCAAGAAGAUGCAGGAAGAAUUUGAACAGGAAGUGAAAAAGAAGAAAGCUAAAGCUGAAGAAGAGAGAAGACGUGAAGAAGAGAUGAAGCAGCUGCUGGAGAGCAAGAAGGCAGCAGCAGAGAAACAGGUAAAAGACGCUGAAGAGAGGCGAGAAAGGGAGAGGAGAGAGAGAGAGAGAAAACUAGAGGAAGAACAACAGCAGCAGCAACAUCAACAGUCAUCCCAACGUCCAAAAUCCCCACCAGUUCCAGCUUUGCAUCGGAAGAUCAAGUCAAACAACUCAAAACAGAAUUCACCUAGAGACUCUGUUAACUCUGCUAGGCCAGGUUCUGCUAGGACCAGCACUUCUAGACCAGACUCUGCUGUCCAGUCAACUAAAAUAUCCGGCUCUUCUCCUUCAAGACAUCCAAAAGAGGCUCCAAGAGCUCAAAGUGCUGAUGUCCUGAACCAACUGAAAGUAUUAAAGAAAGGGUUACAUCAGAAAUUACUUGAAAAUGAUCUGCGAGAUGCUACUGGAUAUGAUGCCUCUUCAGGAAUACUCGGAGGAAAGGAAUCGGCUCCAAUCAACCAAAAGGCUGUGUUAUUGCGGAGGGGCUCCCAUCAUGUUGGGGAUUCCCCAGCAAUGGUAAAUUCUGAUGUUCUAAAGGAUUUCAACCAGCUGAAGUACCGAGGUGGUUCAGCAUCCCGCAGUGUGUUCCGCAGUCGGUUUCCAGAUCCUCCCAGUGAUGUUUCCAGUCUGGAAUUACAACAGAGAGAAAUGAUUAAACAACAGGAAGAAACUUUGCGAAAGAUCAGAGCAAAUGGAGGCUACAAAUACAAUUAUGAGAACGGUCAUCCUCCACUACUGAGACAGAAGACGGUCAGUCCAUUCCCUAUGCUGGACUCCAAGUCUGCUUUCUAUGACACCGACCAUAUGGCUCCUCUCACUCACAUAUUUCCUGAUGAUAACUUGAACAAGAAUGAAUCAGCAAGAUCUCGACGUCGUCAUCACCUCCAUUCUCCACAGUUGACUCCUUUGGACAAUCGUUCCAUCCGUUCUAAUUCUGCAACAUCGUUUGCUAGUCUGAACCCUGAGACGUUAGCAGCGAGAAACGAGGAAAGGUUAAAAAAACUUCAAAACAUGUCAGAUGCCAUAUCCUUAACAGAACCUGAAGAAAUUCUGGAUAAAUUUAUGUUGAAACAACAAAGAAAACCAUCAACACCCAAUUCAAUAUUUUGAAGAAGUCAUCUUACCAAAGAAUCUGGAUGAACCCACUGUCCCUAUAUAUGUGGCUACAACACUAUCCUCCUAAAUUUGGAUACAUCACGGACCCCAUCUAUAUUUGGAUAUGCCCCUCUCCCCUUAUAUUUGAUAUAUCCCCAAUUGUUUAUAUUUGAUACAUCACUGUCCCAUUAUAUUUGGAUACAACACUGUCCCCCACUAUAUUUUGUGAUAUUGACUAUGUUGCUGUACACAUAUUUACAUGAUGCAUUUGUGUGCACACUCACGUUCUCUCACACACACAAACUAUCUAUGUAACUUUCUUACAAUACACACACACACACACACACACACACACACAAAGACUUGGAUGACCUGGUACCUUGAAGCUGACCAGUCAUAUUAUUUAUUAAUGUCCUCUUUUAACUCUCCCUUCUGUAUAUUUUAUCAUCAUUAUAGUCAUCCAUCAUCAUCAUCACUAUCUCAUAAGCAAAACAACUGUCUGAUGGAUAAUUGUCCUUUAAAAUGUUCAUCCCUCUAUUGCACGAUACCAUUCACCAUCCAUUCUCAAAUUUGAUUAUAUCAAACCUAAUUUACCAAAUGUCUAAUUGUGAUAUCUACCUUUUAUUGUAAGAUAAUAAUUUAUCAAAUCUGAUUGAUAAACUGUAAUAUAUUAAUUAGUCUGUAUAAUAAUUGUAAUAUAUAUAUAUAUAUCUAUAUUUAUCAGUCCCAAUUGAUAAAUUGUAAUAAAUUAAUUAGUCUGUAUAUUAAGUGUAAUAUAUGAAUUUAUCAGUCCUGAUUGAUAGAUUGUAAUAUAUUAAUUAUUAAUUGUAAUAUAUUACUUUAUCAGUCUUGAUUGAUAAAACUUUAAUAAAUUCAUUAGUCCGUAUAUUAAGUGUAAUAUAUUAAGUUAUCAGUCCUGAAUGAUAAAUUUUAAUAAAUUGAUUAGUCUAUACAUUAAUUGUGACAUAUUAAUUUAUCAAUCCUGAUUGAUAAAUUUUAAUUUAUUAAUUAAUAUGUAUAUUAAUUGUAAUAUAUUAUUUUAUCAAUCCUAAUUGAUAAAUUUUAAUAUCUUAAUUAAUCGGCUUAUUUACCAUAAAAUGCUAAUUUAUUACUUAUCCCAAUCCAGUGAGGGAAGCUCUACACUAGUCAUGGGCGAACUGAAAUCCUAAGGACUUUUUUUCUGGUCCAGUUAACAAAAAGUUACCUUGAAUUUUUUUCUUAGUUAUGCCGUCUGCCCACGCGGCCCAUUUCUCAAAAAAGGAGCCUAUACCUGUUCUGCAUGAUUACUUGGCUUGCUAGAAAUAAUUACCAAAUUCCUUCAAAUUACAUUUUACUGUCUUAGAAAAUGAAGGACAUACUAAACAAUGUAGUCCCAGAUGUACAAAAAGACUGGAUGGUCAUGUUUAGAAUACCUUUGACUGAGGUUGCACUGGAGCUAAGCAACAACUUUGUUCACUGUUAUAUUUUUCUGCUUGUCUUGAAGAUGACAAGCUAGAAGAACCAGUAAAGCAUCGGAGAAAAUGCAGAAUUUGCCCUGAGUCUUUACAUUUCGAGUUCAAAUCCUACCAAGGUCAACUUAGCCUUUCAUCCCCACUGGAUCAAUAAAAUAAAGUGCCAAUCAAGUACUGGGGUCAAUGGUAUCAACUACACCCUUCCUUUCAAAAUUUCUGGUAUCCUACCUGCAUCAGAAACAAUAUUUUGCUACUUGGUAUUAUCAUUUUACAUUUAUUUUUCCAUGCUUAUAUCAGUUGGAUGUGGCUUCCUCAUACACAAGCCUCGUGCCACCUGCCAGAGUUGCUUGUCGUUUCCUUCUUGGAAGUUCAGCAUCCUGCGAUCAUCUUUCACCACUCCUCCCUCAUGUCUUCCUCUUCGACAAGCUCCUUCCACUUGAACUGUGUAGAGUUUCUUUAGCCAGCUCUCAUUUCCCAUAAACAUCACCUGUCCACACCUGUGCAGUUUUCUCUCUGGUGCACACUACAUCUGAUUCAUUUAACACUCUGUUUUUCUUUCCCCCCACUUCCUCAGCUCAUUAGUGUUCCGGUGGUCAUGCAAAGCCAUACACACACACACACAUGUAUGUAUAUAUAUAUAUAAACAUAUACACACAAUCUACAUAUACUGUGCACAUACAAGAAAAAAAGUUACUCUGAGCUUACAGGUACAUAAGACUAAAAUGUUCUACAAGAUAUUCUCCUGAACGAGACAUCAGUCAAUUGCAGGGUUAACCCCCCCUUCCCUCCAUGUAUUACUGGUACAUAUUUUCUGAUGAAUAGACUAGAGCAACACGAAAUAAAGUGCCUUGCUUAAGAAUAUAAGAAUACCAUGUGUUGCUCAGUCUGAAAGUUGCAUCCAAGACUCUAAUUACUAGGCUCUAUGCCUUUAUAUUUUUAUCGUUUUUGUUUUACUUGUUUCGGUCAUUAGACUGUGGCCAUGCUGGGGCACUGUCCUGAAGAUUCUCUUAGUCGAAUGAAUCGACCCCAGUACUUAUUUUUUCCUAAGUCCGGAUACUCAU
Messenger RNA from Octopus sinensis (East Asian common octopus), 6050 nucleotides. RefSeq names its product centrosome and spindle pole-associated protein 1-like. Gene Ontology annotation, cellular component: spindle pole; microtubule; centrosome. Gene Ontology annotation, biological process: positive regulation of cytokinesis. Lineage: Eukaryota; Metazoa; Mollusca; Cephalopoda; Octopoda; Octopodidae. The transcript has 33 exons. The coding region runs from base 146 to 3553 and encodes 1135 amino acids. The record is from RefSeq and is a predicted model, not a curated record.